AAGCAUUCCCAAGUGUUUGGAACAAAGACUCCGUGAAAGAAUAGUUGGUGAACCAUCCACCGAAAGCGGUUUCAGCAAAGUCCUUUAGAAUAACUCAUCAAGUUUUUCCCAGAACCGUAAGUGUUUGGAGUGAGGUUAUUUCUUUCUCCUGUUAAAGCAGCCCAUCACAUCUUACGCUGAACAAUGUCGGCCAGCAACGGUGUCGGAACUGGUACCAUGUUCACGCUGCAAGCGUUGGCACUGCUGUGGACGAUUACGGUGGUGACGGCGAACAAGCGAUACUGUGGAAACGAGCUGGUAAAGGUGCUGUCGUUCCUUUGUGACGAAUUCCCCGAUCUUCACACGGCAAACAAGAAAGCUAUCGACUCCUACAAGAUGGACAUGAGCAGCGAUGAGUGGAUGAAUGGUGACGAUAGUAUGCAGCAGCAGAUGAUCCUCGACCAGCAGCUGCAAACACUCGGCAUGACGGAGGACCACGACCAUGAUCGUGCAUCGGUACCGGCCUGGAUGAACAUGGUCUACCCGGCGAACUACAUGUUCCGACAUGGUGCUGCCCAUAACGAGCUCAUUCCGGCUCGGUUCCGCAAAAGUCGUGGUGGAAUUGUCGAGGAGUGCUGUUUGCGACCGUGCGGCAUGAACCAACUGUUGCAGUACUGCAAGAAGACCAGCCAGUCAAAAUAAUUCGGUGUAGUGUAGAACUGUGUACGAUUUGAUAACCGCGUUUACCGCAGUAUCCUUGCCUUCUUAGCUAUAGAACGCCUUUCGUACGCCCUAGUUUAAACGUCUAUCAUAUACUCAAAACUUCCAAUAUGGAAAAGUAGCACGCGUACAGCUUGGCGGCAGGAUAGAUCAUCUAGUUAAAAGUACAAACAUACGAAUCGAAACACUUAUCAAUACCCAUCUACCUACUAACCUACCGUCUAUUACUACUUCUACUUGACCGUUGCGGAGGCCAAGCUCACUUCUGACCUACUGCUUCGUUCUAUUGUGGCAGCUUUUAGGCGGUUGCAGUACGCAGUUCGUUUGCGUGCAGGAUGUUAACUGAUCUAGUUGAUUUUAUCGCUUGUAGAGUUUUGGACGAUGGAUUGGAAACGAUAAUGAAUAAAGCAUAGCUAUCGAUAUUGGCAAAA
Molecule: messenger RNA, 1130 nt
Organism: Anopheles coustani
Lineage: Eukaryota; Metazoa; Arthropoda; Insecta; Diptera; Culicidae
Gene: Ilp2
Product: probable insulin-like peptide 2
Exons: 3
Coding region: 184-681 (165 amino acids)
Cellular component (GO): extracellular region
Molecular function (GO): hormone activity
Source: RefSeq, a predicted model, not a curated record